Messenger RNA from Yamadazyma jaroonii, 2763 nucleotides. NCBI's taxonomy places the organism in Eukaryota, Fungi, Ascomycota, Pichiomycetes, Serinales, Debaryomycetaceae. The record is from the annotation of a GenBank genome assembly.
AUGUCUUAUCACGAGAGGAAAUAUUCCUUGGAAAAGACCAAUAGUAUAGUACCACCCAAUGAAGGUAGGAGGAGUCCUGGACCACUUCAAAAAUCGGAAAAUGAACCCGUUCCUGAAACUUUUUCAAAAAGGAGUAGAAGCGGGAGUAGUGGUUCUCUGUUACUGACAUUACCUACAAUAUUCAAUAGUUUAAGAACUGGAGAUAGAAAAGAUUCCGAUUCUUCAACGGAAAGUUCCAAUAUUUUGCAUAAGAUCUUUAGUGGUAAUAGGGAUAAGUCUAACGAAUCAGCUAUUGAUCAACUGCCAUUAGCAUCAAGAAGAGGCUCUAAUGCUAAAUCUCCCAGAAAUUCCAUAAGUAAGAUAAAGUCUAAUGAAGAUUUAGAAGUGGAUGUGUUUGAAAAUGUUGGUAGAAUCAAAAUACCGUCUGUGUUUGUAGAAGAUGGUUUAUCAUUAUUGAAGAUAUCCCAAAAAUCUAAAAAAAGAAUUUUUCUUCAGAUUGAUCCAAGUGAUUUGACUUUUACCUGGAGAGUUGCAAGCAAAAGUCAAGGACAAGUACCGUCAUCUUCUUCAUUGCAAGGGUUGAAAGGAUAUUUAUCAUCCACCAUUCAUUUCAGUAAACUGUACAAAUUUUCUAUAGAUGAUGUUAAGAAAGUUCUAUUUCAACUGGAUGCUAGGUAUUACAGAGAUGAGUUGAACAUUUCAAAAGAACUAGAGAAACAAUGGAUCUCCUUAUCAUAUUAUGAUCAUGCUAAGAACAAGAUCAAAACGUUGCAUUUGGUAGGAGACACAGAAUUUGAUGUCAAGCGAUUUUAUACUCUUAUCAAUAAUUUGAAAAAAUUAAGGGAUGAACUUUCAGAGAAAUUCUAUAUUGAUUUUGAUAAUAUGGAUGAUGAACAAAGAGAAUUUGUGGCUAACAAGACCAUCAGUGCUAAUAAGACUUCCAAAGAAUACUUAUCUUUUGAGGAUAUAGUUAAAUAUACUGGGAGAUUGAACAUCAAUAUCAACACCGGAUACCUUAGAUCGAUUUUUGAUCAACUAGAUUGUAAAUUGUUGAUCAAUGAUACACCUGUGUUGAAUUUUGAAGGAUUCAAACAAUUUAUUGCAUUAUUAAAAAGAAGAAACGAUAUUGAUGAAAUUUGGAACGAGAUAUGCCCCCCUAAUCAGCAGACCUUGAGUUAUAAGUACAUACGAUCAAAAAUAGAAGAAAUACAGCAUGAAGAGAUUACGGAGAAAGUGUUCGAGAAAUUCUGUACUAUCGGAACAAGUAUGUGGAAUUCAGAAAGUUUAAACCAAUUUUUAUUAUCGAAAUAUUGCAAGCCAACAUCCGAAGGUGUUCAGGAUGAUGAGUAUUAUAGUAAACCAUUGAAUGAAUAUUUUAUUUCAUCAUCACAUAACACAUAUUUAACAGGACGUCAAAUAAUAGAUGAAUCUUCGUCUGAAGGAUAUGUGAGAGCCUUACAGAAAGGAUGUAGAAGUAUUGAGAUAGAUCUUUGGGAUGGAAGUGAUGAUGAGACCGAUGAAAUUAUUCCUGUAGUGAGACAUGGUAGAGCUUUCACUUCAGCAAUUAAAUUUGAACAUGUAUUGAUGACUAUCAAGAAAUAUGCUUUUGUUGCUAGUCCUUUACCAUUGAUUUUAAGUCUUGAAAUUAAUUGCUCAGCAUUAGCUCAAACCAAAAUCGUUCAACUUCUAUUCGAAAUCUUAGGUGAUUUACUAGCUAUUGAACCGCUAAAUACCUUGGGUAUCUUACCGAGCCCUUUGGAACUAAAAAACAAGAUUUUAGUUAAAGCUAAAAAAACUUCUCCUAUCGAAAACUUUCACCUUAAUGAGAAUGGAACUUUCUCCACAUCCACAUCAACCACAUCUAUGAGUGAAGAUAGUUUAUCGUCAGUGAGUUCCAAUUCAUCUUCUACCCUUUCACCUUCAAAGCCUAAGAAAUCAAAAUCUAAGCAAGUGAUUGAUGAAUUAUCUUCAAUGGCUAUUUAUAUUCAAGGUAUAAGAUUUAGAAAUUUUUCAUUGCCUGAAUCCAAAACUUUUAAUCAUUGCUUUUCAUUGAAUGAAAAAGCCAUUGAUUCCAUGUUGAACAAUGAAUCUCAGAGGAAAUCUGUUGAUAAACAUAAUAGAAGAUUUAUAAUGAGAGUUUAUCCCCAUAAAAUGAGGCUUACGUCAACUAAUUUCAAUCCGAUCAAGUACUGGACCCAUGGAGUUCAAAUGGUAGCUACUAAUUGGCAAACUUAUGACUUAGGUCAACAGAUCAAUGAAGCUUUAUUUGAUGGUAUGAAUAAGUAUGGGUACGUACUCAAACCUAAAGACAUAAGAAAACCAUUACUUAAACAAACCAUGAGGAACUUACUCAACUUUGAAACCAAGACCAUUCAUUUCAAUUUCAAAAUCAUCAGUGGUCAUCAGUUACCUAAAUUGAAUCAAACUUUCAACAUUAAUCCCUUUGUUAGAUUUGAAAUCAUUGGAGCAGAAGAAGUUGAAUAUGAAACCAAUCAAACUAAAACUUCAAUUAUCAAUGAAAAUGGUUUCAAUCCUAUUUGGAAUGAAUCGUUCUCAGGUACUUUAAAAUCGGAUGAAUUAGUAUUCAUCAAAUUCAUUGUCUGCACUUCAACAGGGAAAGAUGAAGAAUCCGUCCUAGGAGUAUUCGUUUGCAAACUCGAUUAUUUGAAGAAAGGGUACAGGUACCUUCCUUUGAAUGACACAAUCGGGGAAAAACUAAUCUACUCAUCAUUAUUUGUACAUAUAGAUUAUCAAUCUUCAUGA